This is a messenger RNA of Emericellopsis cladophorae, 2250 nucleotides long. Its product is annotated as metallopeptidase. The record is from RefSeq and is a predicted model, not a curated record. The transcript is spliced from 4 exons. Gene Ontology annotation, cellular component: cytoplasm. Bases 1 to 2250 code for a protein of 749 amino acids. NCBI's taxonomy places the organism in Eukaryota, Fungi, Ascomycota, Sordariomycetes, Hypocreales, Bionectriaceae.
AUGGACUACGACAUAGUUUCCAAACCGAGCAUGUUUACCUUUGACAACAUUGCAGACGGCGAGACGGUGCAUCAACGCGCCGUGCUCGUCACAGGCUCCUGCCAGGGGCUCAACGCCAAUGAGGAGACGGUCAAAGUCCUCACCAAAACGUGUCCGCCUGGCCAUAACAUCACCUUCCCGGAGAAUGUAUGGCCUGUGAGUAAUGAAGGAUACUUCAAAGCUCUGGUCCUUGUUUCUCCCGGCGAGAAUGUCGUUGCGUUUGGCGCGGGUGCCCACGAGGCAGAGUUGCGCCUCACUUAUAUCCCACUGACACAGAUGCCGCCUCUGCAUCUCGCUGUCCUAGUUGGCCAGGACUCGCCUCUGCUCGUUGACUGCCCCCCUGCCAAGCACGCCGCUCUCUCGAGCGCACACUCUUCACUCGACGCUGCCGUGGCCAAGUUUCGCGUCACGGCACUCAUGUGGCAGGCUCUCACGGCGUCUGAGCUGCACAAUGCUGGUCUUGGUCGCCGAGCCUUCCGCCUCGAGGAAGAAUGGGGCGUCAACACGCUCAGCAGAACGGCGGAGGAGAAGAUGGGGCUCGUGAUCAGGGUGCACCUGGUCAAGAGCAGCAAGACGGUCAAAGAGCUGCGCGAUAGCCAGCUGGCACAACAGAACCCCAGUGCCCGCCGAGCCAAUGACCUGCACACGAUCUUCAAGCAGGAUUUGUAUAAGUACGGUGCGCCCUUUGUGGCCGAGGCGAAGCCCAUCGUCGCGGGUCUCAUCCUCGAUGCCAAAUACGACAUUGGGCAGGAUCUCAUCCUCGCCCAUGCGGCUCUCGGGUCGCAUGACCCCAAGGGCCUCUCGCUGGGUAUCUUUGGCAGCCAUUUGGCCUACUCGUGGCCGCGGUUCGUCGAGGAAAUCCCUUCAUGCCUCCUCGACACAACACGCCCCGGUGUCACUGUCGGCAACGACAACAACGAGUGCGAGUCCAUGUGGGAGGCCUGCACGGUCGGACAGGGUGCUUUCCUCCACGAAGUGGGCCACGCCUUUGGCGCGCCGCACUCCACUGGUAUCAUGAUGCGCGGGUACUCCCGUGACUGGGCCGUCUGCUUCCUUGCCAGGACGGCCAAGAGCAACAAGACGGGGCAACAAGGGAUGCAUGUCCGCCCGGACACGCGGCACGCCUGUACGUGGGAUCUGGAAGACAUGCUGCGCUUCGCGAACCAACCCCAGUUUGCCCUGCCACAGGAUGAAAAGGUGUCCCGGGAGCCGGCCGAGAUCAAGUUGGAGGAAGAAGACGGCAACGAACCAUUGAUUGUUGUCGCAACUACGUCAAGUCUUGUGCGUAUCAUACUGGAUCAACAGGUGGUGUACAGCCCCAUGCCCAGGGAGCGGACGCAGAGAUUCUCGUGGAAGGUCGACACUCUCCGGGCCCAUUACGAUCGCACCAAGCCACUCGAGUGCCAGGUGCUCACGUCCAACGGCAAGAAGGUGACCCAGAACAUCUGGCAGCUGCUUUUACAAAAUUCCUACGUCCGGAUCCCUGACACGAACAUCAAGCUCCUCAAGAAGUCGAUCGAUGCUCGUGGCAGCGGUGGCACCGAAUUUUGGUCGUGGACCGUCAUGCUCAAGAAGCGCGCACGGGACGGGCGCCUGGUCGCGGCCAACAAGAUCAACCUCGCGGUGGGCUGCAUCCUCGACGGCGCCGAGGUGUACUACAAGGACGGCACCAAGGUCCCCUGCUCGAAACGGUGUCCCCACGAGUCGGAGGAGUACAUGGGCGGCCACCAGGCGAGGAGGCUUGCCCUCCCCAAGGGCGUGGAGAUCACAAAGGUGGCCGUGAUCAAGGCUGGGGAAGGCAACCCGUUGGCGGGCUUGAGGAUGUGGCUGAGCAACGGGGUUGCCAUGGGGGCCCUGAACAAGGAUCAUGGAGCGGAAGUGCGCUAUCUCAAACCGGGCGAGGGGCAGGUCAUCGUCGGCUUUCACGGCUCCAGCGACAAGGGCAGCGGGUACUGCUACGAGUUUGGCAUUGUCACGGCACCUAAGGGGCGUCAGCUCCCCGACAGCGUGUACGACAUGCCCGAGCUCAAGAACGAGUACAAGACAAGAAGUGUGCGGCAGCCCAUGGCCAAGAGGCGCAAGAUUGAAGCGGACCAGCAGUCUGUCACGGAAGGCGAGGAGAGCGAGGAGGAGGAUAUCAGUCAGGAUGAGGAUACCGGUUAUGAUGAUGAUUUUGGGACCGAGUCCGAGUCCGAGUCCGAGUCCGAGUAG